This is a messenger RNA of Monodelphis domestica (gray short-tailed opossum), 2766 nucleotides long. The record is from RefSeq and is a predicted model, not a curated record. NCBI's taxonomy places the organism in Eukaryota, Metazoa, Chordata, Mammalia, Didelphimorphia, Didelphidae.
UACUAUCUUUAUCCUUAGGAAAUCUUCACUCAGAGGAGUUGAAUGUCUUAAGAUGGCAUGGAAAACAUCGUUAUCUUUCCCUACUGGAAUUUGAAUUCUGGCCUAACACCCUUAAAAAAUCCUUACCUAGUUUACCAUUAUCAUUUGCGCAAGCGCAGCGUGCUUACUUUUCCCACUUUGGGAUUGGUGAAUCACAGGCCAUGUGGACUCGUGCCCCGCCCCCGGGGGGGGGUGCACUCGGCGUUUCCGGUUCGGUCGGUCUGACUAUGACGGAGCGGGGGGCCUCUCCGGAGGACCCCUGGGUCAAGGCAAGCCCCGUGGGCGCGCACGCCGACAAGGGGAGGGCGGGUCGGGCACGUGCACGUAGGGGGAGCGGGAGAGUGGGGGUUUCCCCCAGUUCCCCCCAGUUCUCCUUGCUUCGCCCACAGGGGCUUGGGGCUGCGGGCUGCGGAGACAGCCCCGGCCCCCCGCGUGCCCAAGUGGGGAGCCGAGAGAGCAGACCGUGUGUGGAGUACACCUACAGUGACAACAGCCUGGACCCGGGGCUCUUUGUGGAAAGUAACCGAAAGGGGAGUGUAGUGUCCAGAGCCAACAGCAUUGGCUCCACCAGUGCUUCCUCAGUUCCCAACACAGAUGAUGAGGACAGUGAUUAUCAACAAGAACCUUACAAGGAGUCAUAUAAGGACAGGAGGCGCAGGGCCCACACACAAGCAGAACAGAAGAGGAGAGAUGCCAUCAAGAGAGGCUACGAUGAUCUUCAAGCCAUUGUCCCUACCUGCCAGCAGCAAGAUUUCUCCAUUGGCUCCCAGAAACUCAGCAAGGCCAUUGUUCUGCAGAAGACCAUUGAUUACAUCCAGUUCUUGCACAAAGAGAAGAAGAAACAGGAGGAGGAAGUAUCUACCCUACGCAAGGAUGUUAUGGCUCUGAAAAUCAUGAAAGUCAACUAUGAGCAGAUUGUGAAGGCGCACCAGGAUAACCCUCACGAAGGGGAGGACCAGGUCUCUGACCAAGUCAAGUUCAAUGUGUUCCAAGGAAUUAUGGACUCUUUGUUUCAGUCCUUCAAUGCCUCCAUUUCUGUGGCCAGUUUCCAGGAGUUAUCAGCUUGUGUCUUCAGCUGGAUUGAAGAGCACUGUAAACCCCAGGUGUGCUGGCUGAGACUGCGGCAGAGUAGGGUGGGAGCAGAUUGGUUGGCAGCACCUAUUCACUGAGCUGAAGCUCCUUCAGGCAGGGUGGUCCGAGGUACACAUUGUUGGAGGCAAUAGGUUGGUAGUAUCUUUUUCUUUGACCAAAAAUGUGAUUGCACUAGUGUAGGAAAUUCUUGGAGCAAUGUAGAGUGGCACCUGCUUUGUCACUUAGUCAUAGUUGGGGACAGUGAAAAAGUUCAGUGACUUGCCCAGAGUCAGUCACUCUUGAUCAGAGGUGGCAUUUGUACCCAGAUUUCUAUUCACUCAUUUUUUCCCCUGUAGCCUAACCUGGUUUUUUGGUUACAGUUUAAACCAAUUUAUAGAUAUUAAGCACCUACAUGUCAAGCACUUUGCUACUCCCUUUUUGUUUUUAGAAAAUAUCCCUUAUCUGUAAUAGCCUCUGGGUCCUGCUCCCCCUUUCUGAGAAAGGCAAACUACUACUUUUGAGGGUGUAGAAGAUGUUUGAGGCUUGGUCUUGGCUCAUACCUCUUUUCCCUUCUCUAGACCCUCCAAGAGAUUGUUACUGGGGUGCUGCACCAACUGAAAAACCAGCUUUACUGACUGCUUACCCUUCAGCCAACACUACUGGAAGUGUGGAACCAGAGAGCUGGUUGGGUGCUGGCUCUGAUGUCUCAAACAGAACAUUUGCUUUGUUUGCUGAAUUUUGGACAGCAAACCCAUUUCAAACCUGUGGGAGUUCUAGGGGCUAUUGGAUUUGUCCCUUAGAAAUCACUUUCAACAUCUUCCUAAACUUCCAAUUUAAAUUCAUGACAAGUAUUUAUUUGGAAGCUACUAGUUGCCAUUGUGAUAUGUCUUGGGGGAGAGGUAAUAAUGAGACUAUGCUUCUGGCAGGAGUCUGGAGAAGGCGGAAGAAAAUGUACUUAUGUAGUCAAAGAGUGCCACGGGCACUUCUCUCCAGUGGUGCUGGCCUGCAUUAUGGCACCAAUAAAACUGUUAGCAUGUUAUAUAGGGAUUUUAUCUCUAGGGAGUUUGCCACUGUGAUCAGAAACCUUAUGACAUUUCUUUUAUUUCAAUGUAAUUUUUUUAAGCUUAAAAUUGUAUUUAAAAAUUUUUUUUAAGUCAGCCAGGUCUUUGUGGUACUUCAGGGUCCCAUUUACCCUCUUUUCAUACAAAGUUGAUAAGGGAUCAUCUCCAUUCUUCUGUCCACUUUUUACUUGUCAUCAAGAUUUCUAUCAAAAAUGAGCCAGGGGAAAGUGGAGAAACUGCUAUCUCAGAUAUAGAGCAUCAGACUUUUUUUCUUUUUUUCCAAGCUUAGAUAUGGAAGAUUCUACCAUCCAAUGGAAACUAAAUAUUUUUAUAUCAAAUUGUAAUUGCAAUAAAUUUUAUGAAAUGCUUAAGCCCAAAUUUGUUCUGAAUUUAAGUCAAAUCCAUUAAACUGAUGAUUCCUCUCAGUCUAGUCCUUUUCCACCUCUAGCCAAAAGGACUCCUGGAAGUGCCAAAACAAAACCAAUACCAUGAGUCUGAGAAGCUCCUCUGCCUCUCCAAUGUUAUGUGGAGAGGUACCUCAGGGGUCUGGAAGGGUGAUGUUGUGAUCUUCAUCUGUCUCUAUUCCAACUUCUUC